CUAAGAUUCAUUGCAUAUCAGCACGGACUGAAAUACCUUGCCUGGAAAAAAAAAAAGAAAAAUUUAGCUUUUAAAGCAGCACUAUUCUGUAGGUUGUGCUGAUUAUUGCUUUGUGCUGCAUGACUGUGAUUUUUGGCAUGCAGUGUCACAUACCAAAUUCCCAAAAUAAAAUGCUACAUGAUAUUCUAAGAUCUUAGGAAGCUUUAAAAAGGGAUUUGUCCGCUGAGCGGGUAUCUCUUCUGGUGAAGCGAAAUGAUGCAGCAGGAAUGGUUUAAGAGGAGGAAACUUUAGUCAGCAGAUAAUUAGUCUUUUUAAAUAAGCACAAGGAGAAAAAAGAAAACCUUCCAUCGGUCUCGUGUUUGUAAAAGUUGUCAGCAGCCCUGCUUUGAUUGUAAAGGGUUUACAGCUAUAUGCUUGGAUAGCUAAAACAUCUGUUUGGCGACGUUGUGAAAUCCUCGCGUUCGGAACCCCUGAUAAGGGGGACUGCCGAGCUCUUGGCUCGGAGAGGCUCUACCGGCAGCGAGGGCUGCGCAGACAGCGGUCACCGCUCGCCUUUCCUCCUCCUGGUCAGAGGAAAACGGAGGAGACAGCUCCUAUUUUACGCACGGUUUUCCUUUGAGGGGGAGAGAGCAGGAAGCGCCUCGGCAAUGGUUCACGGCAGAAACCUGGAGUUGUAAAGAGGAGGAGGAGGAGGAGAGCUCAUGGGUGCAGCUCGUGAAGAGUUGGAAUACUGAUUACCACCGCAGCAGAGGAAAACCGGACUUCUGCCAGAGCGAGCCCGUCCCGAGCCAUCCCGAUGGAAGGAGAGACGGUACCCGAGGCCGGGAGAGUGGCCGGCAAAGCCACGCGGAUCGCCCUCGGCGUCUUCGUGAGCGGCACCGUUGUGCUCGGCACCGCGCUUUUCUUGGUUAGCCAAGGUCUUAUAAAGUUUCAUCCGAAGCAACGGUACUGUUUGACCUCAGAAUGUAUUGAAGCUGCUGCUGGCAUCCUAAGCAAGAUAAAUCAAUCCAUAGAUCCGUGUGAGAACUUUUAUCGAUUUGCAUGUGAUGGCUGGAUAUAUAAUCACCCUAUUCCUGAAGACAUGUCAAACUAUGGUGUUUAUCCUUGGCUGCGACACAAUGUGGACCUCAAACUAAAGGCAUUGCUUGAGAAACCCAUCAGCAAAAGACGAGACAGUGAAGCUGUACAGAAAGCCAAGACCCUUUAUGCAUCCUGCAUGAAUGAGAAUAAAAUUGAAAAAGCGGACGUGAAACCCCUGUUAAGUAUACUGAGGCACUCACCUUUCCGCUGGCCUGUGCUGGAAUCCAACAUUGGACCUGAAGGGCUGUGGUCAGAAAGGAGGUUUAGCUUAGUCCAAACCUUGGCAACUCUUCGUGGUCAAUACAGUAACUCUGUCUUCAUCCGUUUAUAUGUGGCUGCCGAUGACAAAAUCUCCAAUCGGUAUAUCCUGAAGCUCGACCAAGCAAGCCUCUCUCUUGCAUCUCGAGAGGAUUACCUAGAAAACACCACAGAAGCCAAAUCUUACCGAGAUGCCUUUUUGCAGUUCAUGGUUGAUACAGCAGUGCUGCUGGGCGCAAACGCUUCACGAGCUGAAUCUGAUAUGAAGUCGGUUCUAAGACUGGAAGUUAAAAUAGCUGAGAUCAUGAUUCCAUAUGAAAAUCGCACAAGCGAGGUGAUGUACAAUAAAAUGAACAUAUCGGAGCUUAGUGCCAUGAUUCCACAGUUUGACUGGCUGGGAUACAUCAAGAAGGUGAUUGACACCAGACUCUAUCCAGAGCUCAAAGAUAUAGGUCCUUCAGAAAAUGUGAUUGUCCGUGUUCCCCAAUACUUCAAAGAUUUAUUCAGGAUACUAGAAAAUGAAAGGAAAAAGACUCUUGCCAACUAUCUGGUGUGGAGGAUGGUUUAUUCAAGGUUAUUUAACCUCAGUAGACGUUUUCAGUAUCGGUGGCUGGAAUUUUCUCGGGUGAUCCACGGAACCACAACUUUGCUGCCUCAGUGGGAUAAAUGCGUGGACCUCGUUGAAAGCGCUCUCCCUUACGUUGUGGGUAAAAUGUUUGUGAAUGCCCAUUUUCAAGAAGACAAGAAAGAGAUGAUGGAGGAGUUGACUGAAGGAAUUCGCUGGGCUUUUAUUGACAUGUUGGAAAAGGAAAAUGACUGGAUGGACUCUGAAACAAAAAGAAAAGCUUAUGAGAAGGCAAAAGCAGUUAUGGCAAAAGUGGGUUACCCUCAGUUUAUAAUGAAUGACACAUAUAUUAAUGAAGACAUCAAAACACUGAAGUUUACAGAAAGUGACUAUUUUGGCAAUGUGUUGCAAACUCGCAAAUACGCAGCCCAAUCUGAUUUCUACUGGCUUAGAAAAGAAGUUCCAAAAACAGAGUGGUUUACAAGCCCAACUACUGUAAAUGCUUUUUAUAGUGCAUCUACCAACCAGAUCAGAUUCCCAGCAGGAGAACUGCAAAAGCCUUUCUUUUGGGGAACAGAGUAUCCUAGGUCAUUAAGCUACGGGGCCAUAGGAGUGAUUGUUGGCCAUGAGUUUACUCAUGGAUUUGAUAGCAAUGGUCGGAAAUAUGACAAAAAUGGAAAUUUAGACCCUUGGUGGACAACUGACUCUGAAGAAAAAUUUAAAGAGAAAACAAAAUGCAUGAUUAAUCAAUACAGCAAUUACUACUGGAAGAGAGCUGGCUUACAUGUGAAAGGCAAGAGGACUUUGGCAGAAAACAUUGCAGAUAAUGGAGGUUUGCGAGAGGCUUUCAGGGCAUACAGGAGAUGGAUUACAGAAAAGAGGGGAGGAGAAGAAGAGCCUUUACUGCCAGGCCUUGAGUUCACACACAACCAGCUUUUCUUUCUGAGUUAUGCCCACGUAAGAUGCAACUCCUUUAGACCAGAAUCUGCGAGAGAGCAAAUAUAUAUUGGAGCUCACAGCCCUCCUCAGUUCAGAGUUAUCGGUGCCAUGAGCAACUUUGAAGAGUUCCGUAAAGCUUUCAAUUGCCCAACGAACACGACGAUGAACCGAGGGGCAGAAUCCUGCCGGCUGUGGUAGACUUCCCUUCCAGGUCCUCCGUCAAGAGGGGUCUGCAAUACGAACUGCUGCACCCGAGCUCACGCCCACUGCUAGAGUUUCGGAGUAACGUUCUGCAACCUGGAGGGGUGUUACUUCAAAUGCAUCUUCCUUACCCAUGCUGAUGACCUGCAUGGAUCUAAUCACUCUCUAUUCAGAGCCUAGAAACUUUCAAAAUAGAAGAGAAUAGGUUUUCUUUAACAAUAAUAACAGAAAAGGAACUCCUUUUAUCCGUAGAACUACUCCUGCUCAUCUGCAGUUGUACCGCUGUUGAUGGAUACAUGCCAUUAUCAAUUCUAAUUCCUGAUUUAUAGUUGAGCAAGAGGUAAAUGCUAAAAUCCAGUUUUAAUCUAUUGCUCUGCAGGGGUGCUAUGCAGAAUGCUCCCCCACAAAAUUUAUUCUUUCUGGAUGAAGAAAUUCAUGACACCUGCUAUAAAGCCAGCUCUGAUCUGCUGGGUGACACAGCUUUUUCAUAGCUUAAACUGUCACUGCCCAGCAUGCCAUAAAAGAUGUUGCAUGAUGUAAAGACACAAGACUUUAUAUAAAUUCGGUUUAAUAUGUCAGAUUAGUGCCUCAGGUUUUAGAACAGUUUCAAGCUGAGAAAGCACCUCAUGGUUUCCAUCUGCUAGGACUAAACAGAAAGGAUACUUGUCAGAUCAUGGCCUCUUCUAAUUUUAGAACAGCUUACGAUAAAAAUCUAUGUAUGGUGAAAAUCAGAGGCUUGCAGAAGGAAUUCCCAGCAGCCACCGUAUUACGACACUUAUUCCUGUUUACAGUGUGGGCAGUUUUUUUCCCAAGGGGUGAUUUUUACUUUGUGCUGAAGGUAGCUUCACCUACCUUUAUUUUUAAGCCUGAAAUACUAUACCAAUUUUAAUUUAGGGAUUUCUUAGUGCCUGGGUCUUACAGGAGAAUGUAAGUAGUGUGCAUGUUUGUCCUCAUGUUCUGGACAGGGCAGGGUGACUUGUGAUUUUAAGAAUAUGUGACUGAAAAACAGAGUACCAGCAGCAUUUGACUUGUCUGGAUAAAAAGAGCAAUUCAAGAGUAGAGGACUUUUAAAUGCAGUAUGCAUGCAGGCCAGGUGAGUUUUUCAUUUGGUUUCUAACAAUAUUCAUAAAAAACCAUAUUUUAUUGCAGCAGAAAAACUUUGACACAGAACUAUUACUAAGGCGGGGGGCGGGGGGGGGAACCAGCCCGUUCUUCCCCAACAGAAAGAUAGAUAUUUAACUGGUAUUUAUUUAUACCUGGUGCAUUAAUUCAUUCUUACAGGGUGGAAUUGUUUCAAAUGGAGAGAGAGUUUCUUUAGACUGAUUUAAUUAGUGCAAAUC
Molecule: messenger RNA, 4383 nt
Organism: Harpia harpyja (harpy eagle)
Lineage: Eukaryota; Metazoa; Chordata; Aves; Accipitriformes; Accipitridae
Gene: PHEX
Product: phosphate regulating endopeptidase X-linked
Exons: 22
Coding region: 797-3040 (747 amino acids)
Biological process (GO): protein processing
Cellular component (GO): plasma membrane
Molecular function (GO): metalloendopeptidase activity
Source: RefSeq, a predicted model, not a curated record